Messenger RNA from Photinus pyralis (common eastern firefly), 2143 nucleotides. RefSeq lists its product as uncharacterized. NCBI's taxonomy places the organism in Eukaryota, Metazoa, Arthropoda, Insecta, Coleoptera, Lampyridae. The transcript has 8 exons. The record is from RefSeq and is a predicted model, not a curated record. Bases 13 to 2073 code for a protein of 686 amino acids.
UCGUCCACGGUCAUGGCUGCACUUACAAGCCUUCUGGUGUUGCUUCUUCUCGCCAAACUUUCGAGCCCCUUGCAGUACAUUCCGGCGAACAAAAUCAUCGAAGUCGUGCAGGAAGGAGAGUACACGUUUGGGGUUCAAGAAGAACUGGAGGAUCCAUUGAUCGAAACGUGCUACUAUGAGGCCGACACCGGCCAGAAGGGCGUUUUCGACAUACAGCCUCCGUCCAGACGCUCGCUGGAUCAGAGAGCGGAGAUAUUCAACAUAAUCACCACGCUCGGUAUUAAGGGACUGUGCCAGAUACAGGUGAUGAAAGUCGACGAUAAGGGGCCGAACAAGUGGAUGCUUACCCCGGCGUACUUUGACGAGGAACAGAACGAAAUUAAGAUGGAUACCAUUGAGUUUUCGGUUCGCUUUUAUUAUAAAACCGGCAUUCUGAGAUCGGUUGUGACCAUUUUGGAUGGAAGCGGCUUCUUCAACCAUUUGAUUACGCCCGAAGGCGUGGAGCUAGAGAGUUGCGAGCUGAAGGUAAACGACAUGGUGAUACCCUUGGAUCUGCAAGGUGCGGAUACCGUGAAGGGUGCAGAUAUCACGAAGAACAUUCAGGCGUUGGGGCACGGCCUGUGCGGAUUUAAAUACACUAACGGCCUCUAUGAUGAGGUGAACAAGCUGAUGUGGACCUUAACCGCGAAGAGCAAGAAGGGGAGGUACUAUCGUAACGAGUUUAAAACAAGGGUCAACAUCGACAGCGGUUUGCACCACCAAACUAGGUACGUGGUUUUGGGAACCGCCGUGACCAUCCGCUGCGGCGUCCCAAUAACUCAACCGUUUUGCGCGCUCUACAACCCGCAAAAUCAAAUGAUAAUAACCGAAGAUUGCAAGUACAGCAUCAGCUCGUUUGCGUUCCACCACCUUGGAACGUGGAAGUGUUACAGCGGCAGCGAUGACGCUCUCGAAACUGCGGAGUAUACGGUCACGUACCAAGCGAGGGACGACCUAACCGUUCUACCGAUAGUAGAAGAGACGACAAAUGCACUGCGAGUGGGUUGUAGAGUUAUAGGCGGGAGCGGUAGCCUCUCAAAGUGCACCCUCACGGCACCGAACCGAAGACCUUUCAAUGUAAGGUUGGGAACCGCAACCGAUCGCUACCUGACGCUCGGCACCGAUUUCAACAAGGGCGUUUGCGUCAUAGAGAUCCAAAAACCUCUGCUAAGCUUCGAACACGGCUAUUGGAGUUGCAAUAUGAUCGGUCCGAACAGGAUUAAAUACGGGGGAACGUACUUAAAAGUGGGCAGGGCAAAACCCCCUACCUACACAAAACGCUCAACAGUCGUCACGGAGUUGAAUAAGACCCUGACCGUACACUGCGAAGUGCCCUACACCACUGACUAUUGCUUUAUAAUAUCGCCCAACGGCACCAAAUACACCAACGAAGAUGAUGUCCGAAUCAAUUUGGGACAGUGCUCUUUCACAAUCCAGCAAACCUACCCCUCGGACAACGGCACCUGGAUGUGCACCUACGCGCGCAAAACUGGCAUCCCCAACGAAAACAUAAUCGUCGAAGUGGUGGUCAGCGACAUUCUCCGCGCCUAUCCUAACAUCGAGGUCGACGCCGGCAACAACGCGCAGCUAUUGUGCAACACGGUCGGAGUACCGCUCGCCUACUGCCAAUUCACGGCGCCCAACGGCACUAUCUACCACGUGAGGAAGGAGGACAGCACGACAGACCUUCGCUACUACGGGAAAGGUCUGGAGCGCGGGGAGUGCGGCAUUUCGCUAAUCAAGGCCAGAACCGAGGACAGCGGUCCGUGGCGCUGCGCCGUCGCGCUCAUCCGCGACGAGAAACGUACGGAAAUCGCCGCCAACGUGAUGCUGACCGUCGUCCCGCCUUCAGAGAUUAACGUCGCCGGUUUGGGGAUAGGGGUCGCCGUUGCUCUGCUUGUGGUCACGGGCGGCGUCGGCUUUCUAGUGUACCUCAGGUGGAGGCGGAGGCGACACCAGGUGAUUGAACUCGGCGAAGAUAUAGAAAUGCGAAGCGACACGAUUAGUAAUUCAAGCUCGGAGAGUCGACAUUAAGUUUUUAUCUUUUCUUUUAUUACAUUGUCUAUCGAUACCGAUUGUUCUAUUGAUAAAGUUUGAAAGUCAA